Messenger RNA from Cannabis sativa, 1699 nucleotides. Its product is annotated as methionine gamma-lyase. Gene Ontology annotation, biological process: transsulfuration. The record is from RefSeq and is a predicted model, not a curated record. The coding region runs from base 67 to 1464 and encodes 465 amino acids. NCBI's taxonomy places the organism in Eukaryota, Viridiplantae, Streptophyta, Magnoliopsida, Rosales, Cannabaceae. The transcript has 2 exons. Gene Ontology annotation, molecular function: carbon-sulfur lyase activity; pyridoxal phosphate binding. Gene Ontology annotation, cellular component: cytoplasm.
UACAUAAAUCUUAUUCAAAAAAAAAAAAUACGUACAUAAAUUUCAUAUAUAAAUACCCAAAUUUCCAUGCACAAAACAUUUCCCAUUAACCCAAAAUCUCAAUUCUCAAAUCUCUCUAAAAUGGCCGAAACUCAAUUUCUCACAACCAAGAAACGAUCCGCCGCCGUACACGACGGCGUAGACGGCUUCGAUUACACCACCAAAAAAUCAAUGCUGUUCCCCACUACAAAGGCCGACCAAGACCCAGCGGCGGCACUAGCCGGAGCACGCCACGAAUUCGGCGAACACGGCGGCGUAAACAUGUCAAUCGAAGCAUCAGCAACUUUCACGGUAAUGGAACCUGAAACGAUGCGGCGAAUGUUCGCCGGAGAAUUAGGCGCCGACAGAGAUUUCUUCAUCUACAGCCGUCACUUUAAUCCGACGGUCCUAAAUCUCGGACGCCAGAUGGCAGCUUUAGAAGGCACCGAUGCUGCUUACUGUACCUCAAGUGGUAUGGCUGCGAUUUCCUCUGUUUUGAUGCAAUUAGUAAGUAAUGGCCAAAACGUCGUCGCUUCGAGGACUCUUUACGGUGGGACCCACGCUCUUCUCACACACUUUUUACCUCGAGUUUGUAAUAUAACAACCACUUUCGUUGAUGUCAGUGAUGUGGAGAGUGUGAGACACGCGAUCGUUGAGGGAAAGACGAAGGUGCUUUAUUUCGAGAGUGUUUCUAAUCCUACUCUUGCUGUUGCUGAUAUUCCUGAGCUUAGUCGUGUAGCUCACGCGAUGGGUGUGACUGUGGUUGUUGAUAAUACUUUUGCGCCGAUGGUUUUGUCUCCGGCUCGGCUUGGAGCCGAUGUUGUUGUGCAUAGUAUUUCUAAGUUUAUCAGCGGUGGGGCCGACAUUAUUGCAGGAGCUGUGUGUGGGCCAGCAAGCUUGGUAAACUCAAUGAUGGACUUACACCAAGGAAGUCUAAUGCUAUUAGGCCCAACAAUGAAUGCAAAAGUAGCAUUCGAACUCUCAGAAAGAAUUCCCCACUUGAGCUUAAGAAUGAAAGAACACUGCAAAAGGGCCUUAGAAUUUGCUAAAAGAAUGAAGAAAAUGGGCCUAAAAGUGAUCUACCCGGGCCUAGAAGAACACCCUCAACAUGGGCUUCUGAAAUCCAUGGCCCAUAAAGAAUAUGGGUUUGGUGGGCUCUUGUGUUUGGAUAUGGAGACAGAAGAAAGAGCCAAUAGGUUAAUGGACAUGUUACAAAACCAUUCUCAAUUUGGUUACAUGGCUGUGAGUUUGGGUUACUAUGAAACCCUAAUGUCUUGCUCUGGAAGUAGUACAAGUAGUGAACUCAAUAGUGAGGAGAAAGCCCUAGCUGGAAUCUCACCUGGCUUGAUUAGAAUGUCAAUUGGGUAUAUUGGGACUUUGGACCAAAAAUGGAGUCAAUUUGAGAAGGCCAUUUCUAGAUUUCAAGAUUCUGGUUUGUUCAAAUAAAUAUGUGAUUCUUAUUAUGUGUAAUAAUCUUUUAUGUUGUUGUUUUUUUUUUUUAAAAAAAAAAAUUAAUAAUGGUGGUUUUUGUACUAAUUAAUGUAUGUGUUGUUGUGUUAAUUAGUGUGUACAAUAUCUUUUAAGGUGUGUACAUUUGUUUUUGUUUUCUUUUUUGUUCAAUAAUGUGUUGUUUGGGAAUUAUGUCAUAUUUUUGGCAUUAAUAUAAGGGAUAAUUUUAUAA